CAUGGUUACAGAGUUAGUAUGAGCUACUUAGCUAAGACUGCGAGGAAAACUUGCUUUUUUGUUUUUUGCUGAGCUAACGCUACCUAUAAGUUAUUUUCUGUUUUCACCCACAAGCAAUAGAAACUUAGCCAACAAGCCACCCAUUCUGGUUUAGUAGCGGGAAAACUGACAGCUCGGGUGAAGAUGAGGGUUGUGACUUCACCCAGCGGCCAAGAAGAAACUGUGACCGUCAGACGAAGUGAAUCAGCGGAUGCUCAGGGCAUUGACCGCCUCGUCAGCCCCUCGGCUCUGGCGGUCUUUGGAAGGGUCAACGUAAUUCACCUUCUAGAAAAAGCCAAUCUGGCCGUGACUCUAGCCAAUGAAAAGGACGAGGUUCUGGCCCACGCUUCCUUCUUUGAUUACCCUGCCGGAGACGUGGUUGAUCAGACUCACUGGGAACCUUUUCUGCAGAAACACUUCAGAGCUGACAAAUGCACACCCAUCAACACACUCUUCCUACACCUUUUUGUGGCACUGCCGGAUUUCGCCAUAGCAAGUGUAAAGGAGAUAAUGAGAGCUGUCUUUAAUGCAGUCACGGAGCUUGAAUACACUUGCCUGGUCUGCCCAAACGCUGGUGAUUUAGAGCCUGCACUGGAGGAGGUGUUUGAACCCCUGCAGCACCUGACUGAGCCCGGGCCCCAGUGCUUAGCCUUCAUCUGCCACAGACAAGAGCUCUGCCCAAGGAUUCACAUCCGCCCAGCCAGGGUUGAAGAUCAUGACGACAUCAUGCGCAUAUUUGCAGAGCACACAAAACUGCUGGAAACUACAGAACUAGCGGACCAGCUGUACUUCCUUUCAGAGCUGAUUGAGGCACAGAAUGAGGAAAAUCACUCUGCUGUUUGUGAGAGUGACGGAGUCGCCGUUGGCUUCAUCAGCGUCACUUCUGAUGUCGACUUGAAACAACUGUGUGGCUUUGAGUUGACUGAGUUUGAUGUUUUGUACAAACAAAUAAAAGACUACGAGCCUGCUGCUCAGGCCGACUCAGAAGACGAAGGGAGAAAAAUCCAAAUGUCAGGUUCACAGCAGCAGGAGGAGACACAGCCAGCCAGAAGAGGACAUUUUUCAGAGAAAUCCAACGUUUUCUGUAUUCAGUUCUUUGUCAUUGACAAGAAUUAUGAAAUGAGAUCAGCGGACUUUAUUCCAUAUGUAUUCAAACUUUUCCCUAAGCAGGACGUCUGCGUCAUUAAUGUACCAACGCUGUCCUCCGAGCUCCAGUUGCUGCAGAGCUUCAUCAGGGUGCCGCACCGCGUCACCAGCUCGCUGCCUCGUGAACUCUACAUCCUCCACCGCUCCGGCCUCAGGAGCAGGGGGGUGGAAGUGAGGCCGGCUGUGGCUGCAGACCGGCUGGCUGUCUCUAAUCUGGUGAGGGGUCUGAGACUGAACGAGUCCCUGCUGCAGGACCUGGACCACUUCUAUGAUGCAGGCAGAGACCUGGACGGCUGGCCGCUGCAGGCCUUCGUGGCCCACGUGCACAGUCAGGUUGUGGGGAUACUGAUCCUGAGAGAUGAGAAGGACAUGGAAUACAUUCGUGCCCACUACAACAUUGAGAACUUCAUCUACUUCAGCCAUCACCGCUAUGAGGAGCACGCUCAGAUACGCCACUUUGUCCUCAAGCCCUCCUUCCAGCACUUCACCAAACACUUGUUUAAGGAGGUCCUCCGACUGGCUCACAAAUCCUGCCUGUACCACAGGGUCUACCCGCCCCACCACAGCCAGGAGAAUUCCUGCGUCUACCAUCUGGAUUUUGUCCUCAACUGCGCUGUCCCCGUCCGCCCACGGCGCCAGAUCAUCUACCCGCUGGAGGAGCUUGGCAUCAACGCUCCCUCCAGGCAGAUCAUGGAGGACCAGGCGCCGUUUGCUCUCAGCCUCAUCAGCAGGAAGUUGACCAUGGAGCCAAAGGUGGCCGUUAACGCCAGGAUUGUGGUGGUGGGGGCGUCAGACACAGCUUUGUCUCUCCUUGAGGUGCUUUGUUUGUGCCCUCACCUGAGGUUCAACAACCUGACUCUCGUCUCUACACACGGUUUCCCCAGCGACUGCAGCCACGAGGACGUUGGAUUUCUGUCCACAAGUCAUGCAUACAGCAGCAGAGACUUGGCCCGACUGCCUCUGCGUUCCUGCGUCGCCGUGGUGACUGGGAAGAUGGUGGGCAUCAACAGGAAGUCCAAAUACGUCCUUGUGUCUGGUGGGGGGAAGGUGCCUUACGAUCACCUCAUCCUGUGCACGGGCCUGCAGUAUCGGGUUCCCUGUCCCACUGGUGUGGAUGUGAGCCAGCCGGUCACAAACAGCCAGCUGCAGGCUCAGUCUGCUCACCGCAGAUACGCCGGGCCCGUCCCGUCCAACCUCUUCACCCUCAACGACCUCGAUGACUGCAUGGCCGCCCGCCACUGGCUGCAUGCCAACUUUGUGGAGCUGGAGGAUGAUGCUGUCGUCUAUGGAAACAGCAUCGAUGUCUUCACCACCGUGGAGACUUUACUCAGCCUUGGUGUUAGGGGACAUCGUAUCCAUCUCGUCCUCCCACCUCCCGAUCCCAGCGUCUCCUGCUUCAGCAGCCCUGUAGUCGAGAAGGCUGUGGCGAUGGCCAUGGAGAAAGCCGAGGUCCAGCUCCACCAUAACUGCCUGCUGGCCCAGAUGAACAAUGGAGAUGAACAGCCUGAUCCUCUCACAUGUGUGUCGUUCACCACUGACGCAGAGCCUCUCCAUCUGCAGUGUGGGGUGUUCAUUAACCUUUCCAAUAAAGGAGUCGACUAUGACGCCUUCACGAGCAUCAACAACUCCUUCCUGGUCUUUGAUAGCAGACUUGUCAUAAAUGCCACUUUUCAAACCAGCGAUGCAGCCGUUUCUGGUGCUGGACCUCUCACCAAAUUCUCCCGCAUGUACCACUCAGACGAGUGGUCGCACGCCAACUUUAACUCCAAAGAAGUGGGCCAGGACCUGGCGGCCAUGUUGCUGGCCCUCUUCGACCCGACGCAGCAGCCUGCACACGAUCCUCCACCUGAGACGCAUCAUCUUGUACCGCUGUACAAACAAGCCAAGAUUCAAGGUGGGAAGCUGCCUGGAGGCUACAACUACCUGCACGUUGCCAAACCGUCUGCAGCCAACCGGACAGGCCCUCCUGUUAAGCAUUUAGAGGACAGUGGUAUCGUGACCGGACGAGUGGAGACAGGGAACUACUUCUGUUUACAUCUCGACUGCUAUGAGCUGGUGAAGGCCCUCACCUGUUUCUCCCUGAAGCCCCUCCCCGUCUCCAAUUACCUGAGUCUGUACGGGAAACACCAGGAGCUGCUGGGCCAGCUGUUGACCCGCUACCACCAGGGCCUGAUCCAUGACCUGUACAGUUUCUUCAGACAGAGCUGGUGUUUGGCCGUUUAUCACGACAGGUUCUCCGACUUCGAGCAGGAGCUUCAGCAGAUCGCCUCCACUACAGACGAUGAGCCGAGGCAGCAGGCGAUGGAGGACGACUCGAGCGUCCUCCCUCAGGACAGAUUCAAAGAGGCUCUGAGGAGCAGCGCUGUGAAAUAUCUGACCUACAACCGUAACCUGCUUCCCAUGUUCGCCUACCCGGGACAGCUGUGACAUCAUAGGUGUCAUCACCAUGUUGACGUCAGUGACAUCAGCCUGUUAGUCCUGUUAAGUGUGUUUAAACCAUUUUAAAAUCUGUAAAAAUGUGCUGUGAAGUUCUCUUGUAAGCAGACAUGCCUACAUUCACAGUUUCUCACCAGAACCUUGACUGCACUUCUUUCCUCAUAAAAUAUUUGGUUAGUUAACUUGAUUAGCUUGG
Messenger RNA from Scatophagus argus, 3817 nucleotides. It is a transcript of the gene cfap61, whose product is annotated as cilia and flagella associated protein 61. The coding region runs from base 184 to 3612 and encodes 1142 amino acids. The record is from RefSeq and is a predicted model, not a curated record. The transcript has 25 exons. Lineage: Eukaryota; Metazoa; Chordata; Actinopteri; Scatophagidae.